Molecule: messenger RNA, 3825 nt
Organism: Thunnus maccoyii (southern bluefin tuna)
Lineage: Eukaryota; Metazoa; Chordata; Actinopteri; Scombriformes; Scombridae
Product: myelin protein P0-like
Exons: 4
Coding region: 147-764 (205 amino acids)
Source: RefSeq, a predicted model, not a curated record
GCUGAUUUUUCCUCAUUAAUGGACUAUGAGCGGAACGUACAACGUCAACAGUCAUGUGACAUUAGGAGCCAAUCCCUGCUGUCUGUCUGGGUGUCGAUAGAGCGACCAACUGUGUCCCACCAGGAAGGAACCGAAACUCUGCGGUUAUGGAUUCUUCAAUAGCAACGUCAUUUGUGUCUUUUCUCAUCUUUUCUCUGACUUCUGCAUUUGAAGCAAAGUCUGGAGAUGAUGUCACUCUUCAGUGUCAGAGUCCCAGACAUGAAGCCAUCACAUUGUUAGAGUGGAGCAGACCUGACCUGAAGAAAGAUGGUUAUGUCUUCUUCUACCGAAACAACCGCUCAUAUGAAAAAUACCAGCAUCCAUCUUUUCGUGGUCGAGUGCAGCUGAGAGAUCCAGAGAUGAAGGACGGAAACGUUUCUGUGAUUCUGAAGAACGUCACCAUCAACGACACUGGAACAUACGAGUGUCGUGUUUCUGUGAUCGGCAAAGGACUUAAGCUCAGGAACACCACCUACCUGAAGGUUGAAGACUCAGGUCACACAGCUGGAAACACCUGGACUGAAGAGGGCAAGGAUGGAGGAGACAAGGAUGAAGGAAAGAAGGAUGGACAUACUGGGAUGGUAGUUGGUCUGUCAGUUACUGGUGUAGUUCUUCUUCUUCUUCUUGGUAUAUUUAGUUUUAUAUACAACAGAAAACAUAAAGAAGCUAUGAUGAUGUCACACCAGCGUCCUCCUGAAAGAGAAAAUGUCCCUCUGCAGGAGUAAAAUGUCUCAGAUCUCUUCACUCCUGAAUCUUUGUGUCCUGCUGCCGUCACACAGAGAUGAAAACAUCUUGUUUUAAAGGAUCAGUGCACUCAAACAACAAAAUAUGUUUUAAAACUACCUGCAUGGCCCAAUGCUACAAGAGAUACAUGAGAAAUAUGAAAUACGAAAAUACAGAAAAAGCUUUAAAAAUAUAUUAUUAUUACUAUAAAUAUCAGGGAGCUUAUUUAAUGUCUUAAUGGCCUUAAAUGAAAAGAGCUUCUUUUAGGGAUUCUACACUCUUCUCCAGUAGUGACCUUGAUGCUCUGAGCAAAGUUGUACAAGCUUUUCAGUGGUGGAGAUGCAGUGUUGUGAGUUAUUUUAAACACCAAAUAUCUGAAUACAAAACUAAAUGAUCAAAGUUCAACAUGUUAUAAAGUCUGGUUGCUGAUGUCUCUGCAGCCGGUGUCUGUACCGACCAAAGAUCAUCUCUGAGGAUAAAGCAGCCUCACUCUGUAUGGUCAGGAGUGUCUUUUUGUAGUUCAACAGCUGAUCGGCUCACGUUUGUUUCUAUAGGGUCAAAAUCUUGCAGGUGAUUCAUGUGAGAUCAAUACGACAACUGCAGAUCUCUAGAGUGGCUAAAAUUACUGAUUAAUGAAGCUUUAAAUGUACAUUUAAAGGUAGAUGGCAAGAUAUGUGUAUUACUUUAAUCUAUAAUGCUAGAUCUGGAGAAUAGCAUGGAUUCAGUUUGAAUUCUAUUAUUAUUAUUAUUAUAUUUAAUAUAUAUGUUUUAUAUAAUACUAAUCUAAGAUGAAUGGGCAGGAUUUCAAACACUAACUAACCACAAGCUCUAAAUUAUACAGCUUAUGAAGAUUGUUAUUGUUGUUAUUUAUUUAUUUUAUGCUCACUGCAGCCAAUCAGCUUUCUUCUCUGCUGCUUCUGUGCUUAGUUGACCCUGGGUGCUGUCUGUCAGGAUCCAAUAAAUCCAACAGUAACUGAAUCUGACAUUAUGACUCUCUAACUGACCUAAUUUUAGUAAUAUUGAUUGAAAUAACUUCACUUUACAAGAAGUCAUAACAGAAGUCAUAAAAAUGUUAUUCAUAUCUAUUGAUAUUAGGGCGAAUUAUUUGACAUUCACAGAUUAUGUUAUACUAUGUCAUAUCUUACUUUGAAUUUCCUGUUUUAGCAAACAAAUACCUGAAGUGUUCUUAACGCCUGAAUAUGGUCAAUAAAUAUGACGCAAUUCUGGUUUUCAGUUUAUUUCUCAGGACAAAUGACACAAGCUCCACUAUGAAGACAGAGAAUCUUGUGCACAGGUGUAUUUAAUCAUAUAUUGUUAAUGAGGUAAUGGUGACAAUCAACUGUGCUAUUGAUCAGUGGUGGUCAGGGUCAGCAGUGAUGAUUGGUCGCCUAUCAUCAUGUCAGUCAGAAACAAUGUUUAAAAUGUGUGCAGCAGAAAUAACUGACUGACUGAACCUGAAAAUCUUCAGCUCAGCAAAUCAAACUGUUUGCUAAAUAUUAUCCAAUCCAAUAUUAUUCUUUAAUAGCAACAGGCCGAGUCCAAACUGUAAUUUAGAAACAUAAAAGCAGUGAAAUAAUUGAAAUAAAUGUCUUGAAGAAAUUAUAUCUCAGCAGGACACAUGAUCAUAUCCAAUGGCGAUUUUAGAAAUCUCAUUGGCCACCCCAGAUCUGAUUGGUUGUUGGUCAAGUUCAUUAACAUAAUAAAGUGGAACAAAUGUUGGUCAAUCAAUGAUGACAGCUGAUACAGGCCCGAUUCCUUCUACUAUAGUAAUGGUUGGACUGAGGCUGUGAAUUUGAAUGUAUCUGUGGAGCUGGGAUAUGUGUAUGUGCUGGAAGCAUUAGCAUUUUGUGCUAGUGAUUAGCUUUAGCGAUUAGCAUAUGUAAUUUACGGUCUAACAUGUGUUAAUAGAUAGCAUUAAAGGCCAUUUUGACACAACAAAGCCCAUGAAAUGUUUAGUUUAUGUUCAUCCACCACAGUAGUUUGUUCAGUUUUGUUUAAUAGCAUUUUACUGUGUUGUGUAAGUAAUGUUAUUUGUGUUCAGAGUGUGUAAGAGUGAGAUUAUUGCUGUGAGUCUGUAGAGAUGCAGACUGGAAAGUGAGUUUUAUUGUUUUCCAGCCAAUGUUAGACUGUCUACAGUAGUUUAUACUGUAAACACUGUUAUAACGUGAUGUUUUCAAUGUGUAUGAUCUAUUGUUUCUGUAUUGUGUAGGAAAUGUUCAGGUGCAGAUGUAGGUAUUUGUAGUGUUGUUUAUGGGAUGUUUGAAGUAAGUGAAGUCCAUUGAGAACUCUAAAGCAGGACUGUAAGCUAAAGUUAUUAAAGUUCACAGUUCAGAGAUAAUAGAGCUGAUGCAAGCUGAGUUAACACUACAAUGAUAUGAAUAACAUGCUGACAACCAUUUUAAAUGUGUUUUGCACAACACAUUUAUUCACAGUUAACCCCUGUGAAUAAAUGUGUUGCAUCAGUUUGUACCCAGAGCUUCAUUCUGAACUUGUAACAUAUAAUAUAUUUACUGCACUACAAGGCAACUGCUCAUAUAAAUGUGUAGACUAUCCUGAACAUAAUCACUGAUUGAAUAUAGACAUGUUUAAAUAACCACUGCUUCUCAGAGACUGUGAUUGGUGCAAAUGGAAAACCUAAUGUACAUGGAGUAGAAGACUGAAUAGACUGGUAGCUGCAUGUUAGAGCUGUUGUAGGUUGUAACAUCAUCUUUAGAUGUUGUGGAUGGUCAGUAUGGAACCUGUAGUUUAAUGCUGUGUCAUGAAAUGUAAAAACAACAUCCUGGUCUGAGUACAAACAUUACUAUUGAUGCUAACAUGAGUUUUUAAACUCAGAUAUGAUUUCUCUGUGCAUAGAUUGAAGCAAUGUGAUGAUUUGAACAUCUGUAUUUACACAUUUUGAUCAGCUGUCAUUCAUUAAGGUUCACUAUGUGAUGGUCACCCCGGUCAAAAUGUUCUAUUCUGUUUUACAAGCUUCAGCAUUAGAAAACAUAACUGCAUCAGAAGCAGUGAUUGUGAUUAAUAAUGCCGUCCAUUUAAUUUCAAAAUAAAAUAAAAGUAAAAUAA